AUGUUUCCCAAGCUUCCCAAGCUCAACCAGUUCUUGGUCCUCUCGCCUACCACUGGACCCAAGACCUCCAACAACUUGAUCUCAUCUCCUGAGGACUCUGAGAAACCUGGAGUCCCAAUUGAGCGUCUAUCUUCAACCUCCAGCACUGGAUCCAACAGCAGCUUUGCUGGCGGUUUCCUCAAGCUCGGCUACGACCGAACAUUGGACCCGAAACAACAUAGCAUCAUCCGGUCGCGAUAUUACACUCAAAUUACGAAUUCAUCGCGACUAGAAUCUAUGAAUUAA
Talaromyces marneffei is the source of this 285-nucleotide messenger RNA. RefSeq lists its product as uncharacterized. NCBI's taxonomy places the organism in Eukaryota, Fungi, Ascomycota, Eurotiomycetes, Eurotiales, Trichocomaceae. The coding region runs from base 1 to 285 and encodes 94 amino acids. The transcript has 2 exons. The record is from RefSeq and is a predicted model, not a curated record.